Molecule: messenger RNA, 2562 nt
Organism: Seminavis robusta
Lineage: Eukaryota; Bacillariophyta; Bacillariophyceae; Naviculales; Naviculaceae
Source: the annotation of a GenBank genome assembly
AUGAGGUUCCAUCACAAGCUCCUAUUCGUCGGCAUGGCGGCGCUUCUGAUGUUCAAGGAUACCAACGCGUCCACGUGUUUGAUGAUCUACAUGAUGGCUGAUAAUGAGGCAGAGCUAUUCUUGAGGCAGAGCUAUGGAGAGCUCGCCCUUUCCCAACUUGUCACUGACACCGACACCCGCACCUGGGUUUAUUAUGAUGCCCACAACCAAGGAGGACAGGCUCUUCCAAACACUGUGGAUGGCAGCGGGAAUCUGGUCACAGAAACCUUCACGGGAAGCCGCUAUAUUACAUACGAUGGUAGUUUUGCAAAGAUGCGAAUUGACCUCGAGCUAGCCGGUGAGCAGAACUCUGAUACCCAAACCACGGUCCAAGACUUUUUGGAUCAUGCUCUCGCUGACUGUUUGGAUGGCGGGUUUGAUAGCCUCAUGGCUGUAUUUGCUUCUACUGGUGGUGGCUUUGCUGGAUUUGGAGGCGACGAAAAUGUUCGCAAGCUUCUUCAGGCCAACGCCAACGUUGCGUCGGCGAUACGCAGUUCCCUGGAUGCUGCGGGAGGACCCGAAAAGUUGGAAGUGUUGGGGUUUGAUGCGAGUUUGAUGGCAGCGCUUGGAGCAGCUGAUGAUUACAUGGAUGUUGCGGAGCAUCUAUUGGCCAGUGAAUCUAUCAUGCCGGGACAUGGAUGGCCCUACGCUGAUUUGACUAGCUCUACGACUGCUCUCGCUCUUGCCACUCAAAUCGUUUCCACUUUCGCUGACACGCCUCAAGGGGAUUCUUCGCUGGCAACAGGGAUACCUCCGCAUGCAACACCCAAGACGAUCUCGUUGGGAGGAGACGUCUCGUUGCAUGCCUUCGUUUCCAGGGCUCGCGAUUCUGCUGUUACAUUCACAAACCUCGUCGAUGCCGUCGGGUCCCGAGAUCUCUCCAGCAUGGAUCUUGGCAGCUAUUUGAGCACAUUCCAGACUUUGUGCAACCCGAAAGAAUCGCUACAAUCCACUCUGUCUUCUGCAAUCGCUGCCUACAACGACAUGUUUGUAGCACGCCAAGUUGGUCCAGGCACGGCUCCUGGCACUGGUAUGCAUGUGGCAUGGCCGAGCCAGCAAGAAUUUAAUCUCAAUCCUGCCCUCUGGAACCAACUUCUUUUCGACAACAGAAACUAUGUGACCGAGAUUGUCCCCGAAUUCAGGGCUUUCUUGGAAUGGUACUUGCUGUCCCCAGCUCCUCCUAGUUUUAACAAUGGGACCGCAGCGAGUGCCUGUGGGGCCUCCGCUGAGAAUCCCAGCGGGAUAGAAGCAAAAACUUCACUUAUUCUUGACGACUCGAUCGCUAUAAGUGACACCAAUGUGAGCUUGGUGGCUACCAUAUCAUCCAAUGUCUCUCAGCUCUUGGUUGAAUAUGGAAUGGACGUUUCAGGGGCUCCUCUCAAUGAACUGCUGGAAUCAAGAGGCUAUAUUCCAGGGAGUAAUGAGUACAUGUACAUGCUUGGUGGAAAUCUGCCAACAACCUACAACGGAAACAACGCAUCCGCCAGCUGGGACAGAAGGUUUUACUUCCUCAAUGUAUCUGGGACAGUGGAUCCUCUGUAUGUUUACAACGAUGGUGACGGAUCCAGACGGGUUCCGUGCAUGUAUUUCCAUGAAGAAAACGGAGAAGGGCUUGCCGCGCUGACUUUUCUCGACUAUUUGUUCUUUCACUUUAAUUACUGGAUCGAUCAAGGGGCACAUUAUUGUUUCUUGCUCUUCUCCGAGGACGACAAGACGCGUAGAAUUGACGACAAUCUGGCGUUGUAUAUCACGAAUGCUGCGGGAGUGUGGAUGGAACAACCGCGGUCAGCGGGGGGCAAUGUUGUACCGUUGAUUUAUGUUGAUGCAUAUGUGGUAAGGAGGCAGCUGACAACACUUCCAGGAGGAAUCAAUCAAACUAAUUUUCGAUGGACUGAAGACUUGGUCUACAAUAUUGAAACUAUGGACGCUGCGCAGGUUUUUGAUGAAACAUAUCCUGCCUACGAAGGCAUAGUUGUCGGCAUGUCCGCCUACAACCCUUUUGCUUCACCUGAGACAAGAUUCAAUGAUGUUUUGCGGAGGAUGGCGACAGACGAGUCCCAACCAGUACUCAACGAUACCGAUAUCGGUUGUCCCGGAUUGGACUUUGAUGCCAAUUGCGAGGCUUGUUUGGAGGCUGGCUGCGUAGUGACUGCGGGCUACUGUUUGGCCGAUUGCUCUGUACAAGGUGUUUCGUGCUGGGAUAUGCAGUAUCAUCCAAAUAAUGCUGUGGCCGAUGUUUGUCUCAUGGUGAUACAGGAGCGAGAUGAUGCGGAAACUUGUGGCGAUGCCGAAGUGCAAACUUGCGAAACCUGUACUUCCACUGUGAGAUCUGAUGGCGAAUCAACGUGUGGUUGGUACGAAACCUAUUGCGGUAUCGGUGAUGGGUGUGACUUUCAAGGAACUUGCCCAGUGGAUACAUGUGAGCCAUCUGCGCCAGAAGCAGUGGCUAAGGCUCUGCCGAUUGAUGAUCCACCAUCCAGCGGCUACCGCGCAGGAAAGGCAGCCCUGUUUGAUGGUGUUUAG